AUGAUACAUGAUCCCGAAUUACCUAAUGUCGGAAUUACUGGUAAUGUGGUAUUACGUUUAGCAAAAAUUAUACCCAAACGAUUCUUUUACAAAAUUUCUUUCGACAAUUGGUUUUCAACCGUGCCUUUAGUAACUGAAUUAGAAAAAUUAGGAAUUCAGCGUGUUGCAACUGUGCGGUCAAACCGACUAAAGAACUGUGAGUUUUCGUCCGAUAAAGUCACGAAGACUAAGGGCAGAGGAAGUUCUGAGAUACUCUCUACAUCUAUUGACAGAGUCACCAUAAAUACGUGCGAAGUUGAACCAUUAGAUAUAGUGAAAAGGUGGGAUAAAAAAAUAAAAAGAAUGAUCGAUGUACAACGACCAAAUAUAGUGAAAAUAUACAACCAACACAUGGGUGGUGUAGAUUUGCGAGAUUACUCAUCGUAUUCUGUGAACCCCGGGCGUCAGUAUAGUUUAUUGGAAUUUAAAACUGACACUGCAUCUUGUUUAUGUCAGGAGCACAAAGAAACCCCGAAGAAAAGAGGGCGUCCUGCUUCAAAUGAGGUAGAUAAACAAUUGCAAAAUAAAAGAAAAAAAAAACCAAAUACAACACUACCUGUACAAAACGUGCGAAAAGAUGAAGUGGCACAUUGGCCAAUUUUUUCGGACAACAGAGGACGCUGCAAAAAGUCCGGAU
Eufriesea mexicana is the source of this 676-nucleotide messenger RNA. Its product is annotated as piggyBac transposable element-derived protein 3-like. The annotation marks the transcript as partial. The transcript is spliced from 3 exons. The record is from RefSeq and is a predicted model, not a curated record. Lineage: Eukaryota; Metazoa; Arthropoda; Insecta; Hymenoptera; Apidae.